AUGUCUCCCGGCAGAAUUGAUCAAUCCAAUGUCGUUGCGGACAUUGACAUGAGCGAUCUUUACCCAGCUCCCUUUCCCGAUGAUGUCCCUAUCGUCGAGCUGGAGACCAUCUCGCUGGCCAAGCUCCUCGCAAAAGACCCUGCGGAGGCUCAGCGCAUGUUUGCUAUCUGCCAGGAUCCGGGAUUCUUCUAUCUCGACCUGACGGACCAUCCCGAUGGGUUGCAGAUGCUUCGCAACGUAGUCAGCUGCUGUCGAUUAGGUCAGAGUAUUUUUCCCCAGCUGCCGAUGGCAGAAAAGAAGGCAUUUAAAACGAGAGACCGCAUUGGGGUCUUCGAUAUGGGAUACUUCACGAAGGAUGUCUUACCCGACGGAGAGCCUCGCUACAGUGAGACCAUCAAUAUCCCAAUGACUGAGCUCUUUGCUCCACCCAGUGAACAUCGAAAAGAUUUUCAAUUACCCUCCUGGCUGGCCCCACAUGUGGACCUGUACCGCAGGACCAUGCAGCAGGGUAAUCAGCUCGCCAAUGUAAUUUUCGGCGUCUUAGAAGAUGCCUUCCAGCUGAAGCCUGGCACGAUCACUUCGGCCCACCGACUGGAAGACCCCUCGAGUGACUUCCUCCGGCUGCUGCGCUACACGGGCCUCAAGCCAGGCAUCGUGGACCAGCUGACGUUCCCCGCCCACAAAGACGCCAUCAGCCUGGCCAUUCUCUUCACCUGGCUGGGCGGGCUCCAGAUCCCCGCCGCGAAUGCCACCUGGUUGGGGCCCGAAACGGUCACGGAAGACAGCUGGCGCUGGGUCAAGCCCGUGCCGGGUACGGCCAUCGUCAACCUCGGCGAUGCGAUGGAGAUUAUGACGAACAAGGUUCUGAAAUCGGGGUUGCACCGCGUGGUGCGGGCUCCUGGUCUCCAAGCGCCCUUUGACAAGUACAGCGUGCUGAUUGGCACGCGGCCGAAUAACUGCCUGCCGAUGGUCCCAUUCUCAGGCAGUCCGCUCAUCCCGGCACCAACUGCGGAGCAGCAGCAGGCGCCGGUGCUGACGAGUCAGGAGUGGGGGAGGAGCAAGAUCGUGGGUCUGGAGAACUUACUCAAAAGGCGAGAUGAGAAUAAGGAAGUAUUGACCUUCCAGGCUUGA
Aspergillus tubingensis is the source of this 1131-nucleotide messenger RNA. Its product is annotated as 2-oxoglutarate-dependent dioxygenase. Lineage: Eukaryota; Fungi; Ascomycota; Eurotiomycetes; Eurotiales; Aspergillaceae. The transcript is spliced from 3 exons. Bases 1 to 1131 code for a protein of 376 amino acids. The record is from RefSeq and is a predicted model, not a curated record.